AUGAUAGAGGAGUUUAAAAGACAUGUACCGGAGAGACUUGUUUUGUACCUAAAUGAACAGAAGGUCUCAACUCUUUUUGCUGCUGCUCUAUUAGCUGACGAGUUCGCUUUAACUCAUCAGUCCUGGGGGUCAAGAGCUGACCCUGUUCGACGUAAGAGACCCUCUGAUACUCCUUCUGAGUAUGAUGUCCCACCUGAGUGUUUCUAUUGUCACGAAAGAGGUAAUUUCAUUCGUGAUUGCUUUCGUCUCCAGCAGAAAAACCGGAGGAGUGGAAAUCCCCCUCCGACGAAGCCCGUGGCUGCUUGUGCUGUUAUCUCACACAGGUUGGAUAAAUGUGAAACCCCUCACUCCAGCUUUAACCCGUUUUUGUCAGCUGGGAUGGUGUCUCUGUUAGGCAACAAGGCUAACCAUGAGGUGGUAAUUUUAAGAGGUACCGGAGCUUCUCAAACUCUGAUAAAACGGAGUGUGUUACCGUUUUCUGUAACCAGUUGGGCUGGUUAUUCUGUGUUGUUGAGGGGUAUUGGCAUGGGUUUGGUUCCAGCGGAGGUUCAUCAUAUUCACCUCACUUGUCCUUUGUUUACUGGUGACCUAAGGGUAGCCAUUUUAGAUGAGUUGCCGACCCAGGGAGUAGACCUGAUUUUGGGAAACGACGCUGUUGGUGGAUUAGUGUUACCUCCUCCUGAGCUAAUUUCUUCGCCUGAAAUCGGGGAAAGUCUGGAUAAGCUACCAGCUUGUGUGCUGCCUCGCGCCCAGCUUAAGAAAGACCCGAAAGUUUCACUUAACAACUCGGUGUUUAAGAUGUUGACUGAUGUUGCCAAGACAGAUCCGGCUGUAAAAGCGCCUGAUCUGGCCUCUAGAGGUCCUCAAGUGGAUUUACCUGGUUCUUGUAAGUCGUUGGCUGGUGCUCAGAAAACCGACCACCGUCUGGCAUCUCGUUUUGUUCUAGGUGACGUUGCUCCUUCGUCCGAUAACAUUCAGGAAAUGGUGACCUUUCCACCUGCCACAACUCGUCAUGAGCUCUGGCGAUUUCUAGAGAUGGCUGGGUUUUAUAGAUAUUUUUGCCAUAAUUUCUCAGUGGUAGCUCAGACCCUUACCAUACCAGAGAUGUCAUGCUGA
Nothobranchius furzeri (turquoise killifish) is the source of this 1116-nucleotide messenger RNA. The record is from RefSeq and is a predicted model, not a curated record. Lineage: Eukaryota; Metazoa; Chordata; Actinopteri; Cyprinodontiformes; Nothobranchiidae.